UACACGGAGAGACACGCAACCGCUUCAGUUCACUGCAACGAUCCCGAUCGCGCUUGGAUUAUAACUAUGACUCUGGAAGAGAUCCGCGGACAAGAGAACGCAAUGGAAAACGUAGACAGGGUGCAAAGUGCAGGCGCAGCCCUGGAGGAGCUGCUGGUGGCUGCUAAGAAGCAGGAGUACCUGACAGUUGGAGUUUACGAAUCUGCGAAAGUCAUGAAUGUUGACCCAGACAGCGUGGCAUUCUGCGUCCUCGCCACCGAUGAGGAGUACGAGUGCGACAUCGCCCUCCAGAUCCACUUCACCCUCAUCCAGGCGUUCUGCUUCGACAACGACAUCAACGUAGUGCGCGUCAACGACAUCGAGCGCCUGGCCGACCUCGUGAGCUCAGGCGAGACCGGCGAGCCCAAGGACGCGCAUUGCAUUCUUGUCACGAGCCCCAGUGCAAACCCAUGGAAAGACCCCGCUCUGGACAAGCUGAGUCUGUUCUGUGAGGAGAGCCGCAGUGUGUACGACUGGGUGCCCACCAUCACGCUGGAGGAGCGCUGAAGUGACACUCCACCUAUAAUGCUUCACAUGAUGAUGGUGAUGAUGAAGAUGAUGAAAAGAAAGUCAAGGAGCUGAGCCUCAGUUGGGGAUGUGGGGGGGGGCGUCAAGCCUUUCUGCCUCACAUGUCUGGAUUAAGAGGAUGUGGCUGUAACCCCCACCCCCUUCACCCCCCUUGCAAGUGCACAG
This is a messenger RNA of Anarrhichthys ocellatus (wolf-eel), 732 nucleotides long. RefSeq names its product growth arrest and DNA-damage-inducible, gamma a (gene gadd45ga). Gene Ontology annotation, biological process: regulation of cell cycle. The record is from RefSeq and is a predicted model, not a curated record. NCBI's taxonomy places the organism in Eukaryota, Metazoa, Chordata, Actinopteri, Perciformes, Anarhichadidae. Gene Ontology annotation, cellular component: nucleus; cytoplasm. The transcript is spliced from 4 exons. Bases 67 to 546 code for a protein of 159 amino acids.